Tarenaya hassleriana is the source of this 1394-nucleotide messenger RNA. Its product is annotated as thiosulfate/3-mercaptopyruvate sulfurtransferase 1, mitochondrial-like. The transcript has 13 exons. Gene Ontology annotation, molecular function: thiosulfate-cyanide sulfurtransferase activity. The record is from RefSeq and is a predicted model, not a curated record. Gene Ontology annotation, biological process: transsulfuration. Lineage: Eukaryota; Viridiplantae; Streptophyta; Magnoliopsida; Brassicales; Cleomaceae. The coding region runs from base 164 to 1243 and encodes 359 amino acids. Gene Ontology annotation, cellular component: mitochondrion.
GUUGAGGUGAUAUGGCUUCGACCCUUUUCUCCAGAACUCGUUCGGCUGCUGCCCUUCUGCAGAAGACCCUUAAUCUCUCUCUCGUUCCCAAUGAUCUCGUUGUUUAUCGGCUUUUGAGUUUCUCGAUUGGUGACUGAUUUGCCGGUGUUCGAGGAUUUGUUUAAUGGCCACGAGGCACGAGUACGAGAUGGCCCUCGUGCUUGAAAAGACAAGAACAUUCUACUCGCAACCAGGCUCCACCUAUCAAUCAUCUUCUUGGGCUAGUCGAGUUAUGGCUUCUGCCGGAGGUGGGCCCAGAGCUGCUGGUUACUCAACCUCAUCCAUAUCUACCGAUGAACCUGUUGUUUCUGCUGAUUGGCUCCACUCUAAUCUCAGAGAACCUGAUUUGAAGGUAUUGGACGCCUCGUGGUACAUGCCGGAUGAGCAGAGGAAUGCAAUCCAAGAGUAUCAGGUUGCUCAUAUUCCUGGUGCUCUCUUCUUCGAUUUGGAUGGAAUAUCUGAUCGAACAUCAAAUUUGCCCCACAUGUUGCCAUCUGAGGAAGCUUUUGCUGCUGCUUGUUCAGCACUUGGAGUUGAGAACAAAGAUGGAGUGGUUGUUUAUGAUGGAAAGGGGAUCUAUAGCGCUGCUCGUGUGUGGUGGCAGUUCCGAGCCUUUGGGCAUGACAAGGUGUGGGUACUUGACGGUGGCUUACCAAGAUAUCGUGCUUUGGGCUAUGAUGUCGAAUCGAGUGCUUCUGGUGAUGCCAUUCUGAAAGCCAGUGCUGCAAGUGAGGCUAUAGAGAAAAUAUAUCAAGGGCAAACUGUCAAUCCCAUAACCUUCAAGACGAAGUUCCAGCCUCAUUUUGUGUGGACGCUUGAUCAGGUGAAGAAAAACAUGGAGGAUAAGACUUAUCAACACAUAGAUGCCCGUUCCAGAGCCAGGUUCAAUGGUACAGCUCCGGAACCUCGCAAGGGAUUAAGGAGCGGUCAUAUCCCUGGCAGCAAGUCUGUCCCUUUUACUCAGAUGCUGGAUUCUUCACAGACACUAUUACCAGCAGACGAGCUUAAGAAACAGUUUGAACAAGAAGGUGUCUCAUUGGACAGUCCUAUCAUGGCGUCGUGUGGAACUGGUGUGACAGCAUGCAUUCUGGCAAUGGGGCUUCACCGGCUGGGGAAAAUGGACGUGCCAGUUUAUGAUGGGUCGUGGACAGAGUGGGCAUCGCAGCCCGAGUUUCCCGUGGAGGACUCUUUAUCUAGUGCAUGAACAGAAAAACAUGAACUCUUGGGUUGGUUCAAGCCAACUCUGCUGGGACAGAUUUGUUUCCUGAAGGGGAAAUGGAGGAGCUGUACCUAUUGACAUUCCUGGUUUUGGUUUCACCUGUGAUUGAACAAGCCGUAACCAGCAACAUUGUUUC